AUGAGGGGCAGCGCCGGCUCCCAGACGGACACAGACACGGACAGGGAUGUGAACUUGGGAACAGACACAGAGAAGGACGCGGUCACGGUCACAAGCACAGACACAGGCACAGACAUGGAGGACAGGCACAUGUGUGGGGCCAUGGGCGCGCCUGGUGUCGGGGGCGUGGGGGGCCCUGGACGGACCAACACCAGGCUGACGCCCCGUGUCCCCUGCGAGCGGCGCCGGCCCCGGGAUGAACGGGUGGCGCACGCACUCGCGCGCGGCCGCCCCGGGUGGACCUGCAGGCCUGUGGCGGGGCCGGGGCGCCCCGGCAGGUGCAGCGGGGCCGAGGGGCCGGCGCGGACGUGGGGAGCAGCCAGGGCCGCGGGUCGGGAGGAGCGCCGGCGGGACCUGCGGGGAGGGUGGGGUCACGGGUACCCUCUGUACCAGCUGGGCAACCCCCAGCUCCGUGUCUUCCGAACAAACUUCUUCAUUCGGCUGGUGCGGCCCGGCACGGCCCAGCCCGAGGACACCGUGCAGUUCCGGAUCCCCAUGGAGAUGACCAGGGUGGACGUCAGGAAUUACCUCGAGCGCAUCUACAACGUGCCCGUGGCCGCCGUGCGGACGAGGGUGCAGCACGGUUCCAACAGGAAGAGGGAUUACAGAAACGUCAGGAUGAAGAAACCAGACUACAAGGUGGCCUAUGUGCAGCUGGCGCACGGACAGACCUUCACGUUCCCCGAUCUGUUUCCCGAGAAAAAGCAGAGCCCUGACGGCAGCCCUAGCGACGAAGACAUCCAGGACAGGCUCCUGGAUGAGCAGCGGCGGAGGCAGAGCCGGGACCCGCGGCGUGGUGGUGUCCCCGGCUGGUUCGGCCUGUGACGGCCCCAAUAAAGUCCUGCGUGUGGAGUAAAGA
Molecule: messenger RNA, 898 nt
Organism: Herpailurus yagouaroundi (jaguarundi)
Lineage: Eukaryota; Metazoa; Chordata; Mammalia; Carnivora; Felidae
Gene: MRPL23
Product: mitochondrial ribosomal protein L23
Exons: 6
Coding region: 1-864 (287 amino acids)
Biological process (GO): mitochondrial translation
Cellular component (GO): ribosome; mitochondrial large ribosomal subunit
Molecular function (GO): structural constituent of ribosome
Source: RefSeq, a predicted model, not a curated record